AUUUUUAUUUCCCUUUUGGCUUAAAUGCCUCCUUACCAGGUACCUCAAUCUGUCAAAAAAAUCUUUUAUUACUGUCAACUGUGGGGAGCUGUCAAAAACCUUGUUGGUCUGUGGUUUUGAAUUGAGGUUAUGUUUUGGUUAACGUUUUUAUUUAUUAUUGCUGUUGUAGUAUAUUAAUGUAAAUAGGUGAAUUAUUUUUAAUGGUUUAGAAUCUUAAUGUAAAUAUGUGGCGUCGUUAUUUAUUGUGGUUUGCGCACGAACAUAUUGACUUUCGACAUGCUGAAAUGCAAAGCAUUAUCUCCAUGUUAAACAUUCCAGUAAAAUAUAUCGAAGAGCCAUGCAUCAAGAAACCAUAUUGGAUUGUUGAAUUACCAACAGAAGAUCAUGUUAAAAAAAUAGCAAAUAGAUCAGUUCUUCUUAAAAGUUGUAUAGAACUGUGGUCACAUGCUAAAACCGAGACUGAGUUACAUGAGAAUUUGAAUCAGAGUGUAAAAAAUACUUCUGGUAAUUGGUUAACCACCCAAGGCACAGAUGUAAAUGGUUCUAACUCACAAAUUUGUCCAAGUGAGCUGAUCGAGGCAUGCUGUGAUAUUACAAAGUCAUUCAAAGUAGAAGUUGAAACAUUUUGUAAACAUUUCACAAUGAGCGAGAAGGUUCACAAAAUUGAGAAAUUCAGUUAUUUGCCACUAAAUGGUCCUGUAAAGUUAAAAAAUCCAAAUAUAACAUUGUCAUAUUUUGAAUUUUAUGGAGUUGAUCCAAACAAUGUGCCUGAUCAGCCUUACGAUGUGUUCUUUGGAAGAUGGGUAACAGAUGGCCAAAGAGAUCUUAUCCAACAACAUUCAUUAAAACGACGUCAUUUUAUUGGCAACACCAGUAUGGACGCCCAGCUAUCUCUGAUUAUGGCUAACCAGGCACAGAUAACAUCUGGAGAUAUCGUACUGGACCCCUUUGUUGGCUCUGGUUCCCUUCUUGUCGCUGCAGGACAUUUCGGUGCACACGUCUGGGGCUCUGACAUUGACUUCAUGAUGCUUCAUGGCCGGACACGACCCACUCGAGUCGGACAAAAGGUCCGUGCGAAAGAAGAGAGCAUCAGAGGCAACAUGAAGCAGUAUGGUAUAGACUCCCGCUACCUCGAUGUGGUUAUCAGUGAUUUCUCAUUACCCAUGUGGAGGGAAGGACUAAAGUUUGACGCUAUUAUAACGGAUCCCCCAUACGGUGUACGUGAACCUGCCGAAAAGAUUGGUAUUGAGAAGGAAAACUACACUCUCUCCGAAGAGCAUCAAAUCAACCACAUACCUUCCAAAGUGGAGUAUGGUUUGCCGCACAUAUACAGUGAUCUGUUGAACUUUGCCGCAAGAUAUCUAGAGGUUGGCAGGCGGCUUGUGUGCUGGUAUCCUUUAGUCAGAGAUGAAUACAAAGAGGAGGAACUUCCAUGUCACCCCUGUCUGCAGUUAGUGGGCAACUCUGAGCAGGUACUGUCAAAGCUGACUGCACGAAGACUGCUCACUUAUGAGAAGGUACAUGAUAAUGUACCCAAUAUGCCUGUAGACCCUAACUCAGCGGCACAUAAUUUCAGGGAAAAAUAUUUUACAAUCGGAGAAAUAUCAAGGAAGGAAAGGAAAGAGAGAAAAGCAGCCGAGAUAGAAGCAAACGCCGCGGCCAGAGCGCUAGCUCAUAAACAUAAAAAGUGUGUAAUGUAAAGGAAUCACUUAUUUAUAUAAUAAACGAAUUUUCAAUUUUAA
Papilio polytes (common Mormon) is the source of this 1742-nucleotide messenger RNA. RefSeq names its product tRNA (guanine(10)-N2)-methyltransferase homolog. Gene Ontology annotation, cellular component: cytoplasm. NCBI's taxonomy places the organism in Eukaryota, Metazoa, Arthropoda, Insecta, Lepidoptera, Papilionidae. The transcript is spliced from 9 exons. Bases 225 to 1700 code for a protein of 491 amino acids. Gene Ontology annotation, molecular function: nucleic acid binding. Gene Ontology annotation, biological process: methylation. The record is from RefSeq and is a predicted model, not a curated record.